UUGAUCGAUAUGGUAUUGUUUCUUUCUUUUAGUAAGCGUGGGUGCGGAGAAACUAUAGUCGCGGGGAGGCAUUUUUCUUCGUUGAUAUAAAGAAGGGUCGUUGCUCCUGCUGGAUUGCUUAUCACCGGCGCGCAUCGGAAGUAAACCCGUGGAGUUACUAUUGGAUAAAUUUCUCCGGUAGUUCCCCCUCCUAAACUGUUGAGUGCUGUGUAAAAUGACGGCUGUAGUGGAGACUUCGGAGGAAGACGCCACUCUUGCUGUGGCUCGUUUCACUGCAGAAAUGGCGUGGGCUGAUGCAGGUCCUGAAGUCUCAGAACCUCAGGUGAUGCGUUGUUGUGAUGAGGCCCAAACCUUCAUGGUGGAAGGCAGAUGGUCGGAUUUGGCAUCACUUUUGCUCACUUCAGCUGACCUGAUAUUUUCCAGCUCCUCAGAAAAAGAUCUGGACUGUAUUUUUACAGUCAUAUGCAACCUUGUAACUAAAGCGCAAACCCCAGAUGAAGCACUGGCUAUGGCAGAACAGAUAGCAACAAAAGUCACUCAACAACCCAAUGACAAACCUGCCUUGCGCUUGAGAAUAUUAUUCAAUCUGUACAACAUGCUUGACAAUCGAUAUAGCAAAUUCCUGGUUUACAAAAGAGCACUUAAACUGGCGGCCAAUGGGAGAAUUGCAGACCUCAUUAUUCCUUCGUUCAAAAAGAUGGAUAUUUUCUUGAAAGAGUGGAAUAUAGCAAAAAGUGAUCAGCGAGAGCUUUUUUUAACAAUUUCUAACAUUCUGAAGGACAAUAAAGGUUCAGCAAAAGAUUCUUACUCCUUCCUUAUAAAGUACUUAGCAACGUUUGAUGGUGAGGAUGCUUACUCCAUGAGUGAAGCAAAGGAAGAAGCAGUGAGGGCCAUAAUAGAAUUCGUUAAAGCACCUGAUAUGUUCCAGUGUGACUUACUAGAUAUGGCUGCUGUGGCACAACUUGAGAAAGAUGGAAAAUAUGCUUUGGUUUACCGCUUGCUGCAAAUUUUCCUUACCCAACGCUUAGAUGCCUAUUUGGAGUUCGAAGCUACGAAUUCUGCUUUGUUGAAAAGCUAUGGUAUUGUUCGAGAUGAUUGCAUAACUAAAAUGCGAUUGAUGUCUUUUGCGGAUCUUGCUUCAAAAGGUUCUGGGGAAAUUUCUUACAGUUCUGUGAGGGACACAUUACGGGUGACAGAUGAUGAGGUAGAGUUUUGGAUAGUUCGGGCAACAAGUGCAAAGCUGGUAGAUUGUAAGAUGGAUCAAAUGCGCCAAGUAGCAGUUGUCAGCCGAUCCACUGAGCGAGUAUUUGGACCUGCACAAUGGAAUGAACUGCACUCAAGACUGUCACUUUGGAAGGACAAUAUUACAAAUAUUAUUAGAAACAUUCAGAAGGUGAAUGCUGCUCCUGAACAGGUGCCCGAAGCAAUGCAAGGAGUGGCAGUUCAAUAAGCUUGUAUUUUUCAUUUUUUGCUGUCUAAAAUCUAUUUUGGAUUUUCUUGGAUCAGUAAAAAGAGCAGAGUUACAUUCAGGAUCAGUAAUAUUAGGCCAUAACAAAGAAGGUUUUCGAUUUAGAAUUGCUGUUUUACAGGCUUAAACAGAAAAGCUAAAUAUGGGUAGUUAUAUGUUGGGAUGCGAAGAAAUUGAUUUUUGUUCUGGACAUGUUCUUUGUGAUUAGCCUCUUGGCCUUGGUACGAAAAUUGGGUUUCUGCCCUUAUUAAUCGUGUAUUCCUAGAAAUGGAAUGCUGAGGUAUGUAGCAUACCUUUUUUAGUAAUUUCAAACAUUUUUUUAAUUUAAUUAUGGAAUUCUUAAUGAACCAACAUUUCAGCUCA
This is a messenger RNA of Cryptomeria japonica (Japanese cedar), 1831 nucleotides long. RefSeq lists its product as uncharacterized. Bases 215 to 1450 code for a protein of 411 amino acids. Gene Ontology annotation, molecular function: translation initiation factor activity. The transcript has 11 exons. NCBI's taxonomy places the organism in Eukaryota, Viridiplantae, Streptophyta, Pinopsida, Cupressales, Cupressaceae. The record is from RefSeq and is a predicted model, not a curated record. Gene Ontology annotation, biological process: cytoplasmic translational initiation. Gene Ontology annotation, cellular component: cytoplasm; eukaryotic translation initiation factor 3 complex.